This is a messenger RNA of Camelina sativa (false flax), 1113 nucleotides long. RefSeq lists its product as uncharacterized. Lineage: Eukaryota; Viridiplantae; Streptophyta; Magnoliopsida; Brassicales; Brassicaceae. The record is from RefSeq and is a predicted model, not a curated record.
AUGUCUCUGCUUCUCACUGGGCUCUCGAGGCUCCGCCUUGGGAAACCUGCGUUGAUAAGAUCCUCUCUUAUUCUGUCUAAUAGCUUCUCAACUUCCUUGCUUCAAACCCCACCUUGUUCCAUCGUCGGCGGUUCUCAUUGUGGAGGGGAUCUCGGUAGACUCGUUAUUAGCUACGCUAAUGAAUUUACAAGCACUAGUUUGGAAAAGAAGGUGCCUCUGGAGUUGGUGAACGAUGGUGUUAACAAUGAGAUGGUAACCAUCGGAGCAUCUCAUGGCUGGAUAGCUACAUUCAAUAGGGAAGACGAAGUUCUGCGACUCCAAGACGAUCUAAACCCUGUUGCAUCGGAUACAGAUCCCAAACGUAUUCCCUUGCCUUAUCUUGUUACUCUGCCUCAUUGCCAAACCCAAAUCAUUACAAACGUGUCAAUGUCCAGGUCUUCUCCAGAGGAUAAAGACUGUAUUGUGGCUGUCAAGUUCUUUGGACCUCAACUCAGCUUUUUGAAACCCCCUCUAAGUCAAAGUAACUCCAAGUGGCACAACAUCAAGAUCGAAAACCCCUGUUUUUCCUCCUCCCGUGUAAUGUAUUCCAAGAAAGACGACAUGUUUCGCAUUCCCGGAUCUGGAGGCCAGCUUAUCGCAUCAUGGGAUCUCCGUAAACACAAGCGCAAACCCAUGCUUCAGAAGCUGCGUUAUCAAAACCUUUCCGAGCUGACAGAGACGAAACGAGAGAUUCUGGUUUCGUGCUGCACAAGCGAACACUUGGUGGAGUCAGAAUCCACUGGUGAAACUUUCUUGGUUAAGUGGUACCAGAAGAGUGCUGAGAUUGUCGACGGUAUUGCCAAAAUGGAAACAAAAGAUGUAUUGCUGUUCAAGCUUGACGAAGAAGGAAACGCCGUUUACACUAAAGACAUUGGAGAUCUCUGCAUUUUCAUCUCAAAGUCUGAACCUUUCUGUGUCCCUGCUUCUUCCUUUCCUGGCAUGCACUCUAACACUGUCUUCAUCUGGGAUGUGGAUGGAAUCACAUUGGUCGAUCUGGGUGGUUUCAACCCCAUCUUUAGUAGAAUUGGUAAGCUCUCGGCCCCUUUUCAUAUUCCACCUCAAAAUAUAAACUAG